Acanthocheilonema viteae is the source of this 216-nucleotide messenger RNA. NCBI's taxonomy places the organism in Eukaryota, Metazoa, Nematoda, Chromadorea, Rhabditida, Onchocercidae. The record is from the annotation of a GenBank genome assembly.
CAAGCAGUGCUAAAGUUACGUGAACAAACAAAUGGAUAUCAAACAAAGCAAUCAAAUCGUUUUAUUAAUAAUCAUUCAUCACUUGAUUAUUUGAGUGAAUCGGAAAUUGAUCUAAUUGAUUAUCGGAAUCGUAUACCAAUACAUCGUUAUCGACCAGCAAGUGCAUUAGACAGUCGAAUGCUAUCUGCUAUGGGUUCUGUUAAAUCAACCAGGUAA